Molecule: messenger RNA, 1902 nt
Organism: Cotesia glomerata
Lineage: Eukaryota; Metazoa; Arthropoda; Insecta; Hymenoptera; Braconidae
Product: UDP-glucosyltransferase 2-like
Exons: 5
Coding region: 248-1855 (535 amino acids)
Molecular function (GO): UDP-glycosyltransferase activity
Source: RefSeq, a predicted model, not a curated record
GAUUAAAAUUCGUUGCAGUCGCUCUCUCUGUUGCAACCAACAUUUUAUUUAGUCGCUAAACUUCUGUCGGUCAGCGUUUAUCUCUAUGAUAAAAUAUCGCCAAGUUCAAGUAGCUUUAUUGUAAAAUGUAUCUUACAGGAAAAUUUUAACUGUUCAAAGUCACUGUGAUUAACCGAUUCAUGACUUGAAUCUUAUUUUCAUAAAUUAUAUUAGUGUUAAAACUUUUCAAGUGAAGUAAGCUUCAAGAAUGAAAUCAGUGACAAAUAAAUUACUUUUUUCCUCAACAAUCUUGACGUUCAUCUUGAUUUUGAUCCCAACGGAGUCCUACCGAAUAUUGGGCAUAUUUCCCUUCCAAUCGCGGAGCCACCAGAUGAUGUUCGACGCGAUUACCAAGGGACUCAUAAAGAAAGGCCACCAGGUCGACGUGAUGACUGUCUACCCACUGAAAAACCCGCCCAAGAAUUAUAGUGUAGUGGUGAAUUUGGAAAAGCAAGCUGAGAGCCUGGUCAACAAGUGGGACGUCAGUUUUGCGACCAAUUUGGGAGAUGACACACUACCGAUUAUUGCCAAUCCGUAUGGAAAUGGGCUGUGUGAGUAUUUAGGGCUACCUGACAUGCAGAAGAUUAUCAAGAAUCCUCCAAUGGACCCGCCUUAUGAUCUUGUUAUUGUUGAAUCUUUUGGAUCAAAUUGCUUCGUAGGACUGGGAUAUGUCUUAAAAGUACCAGUGAUAAUGGUCAGCUCGACAAUAGACCUGCCCUGGCUAGACGAAACACUGGGUCAACCGGAGAACGCAGCUUUUUUUCCGGCUUUCUUCACCGGUAACUCCCAUCCAAUGACAUUUACCCAGCGGUUUUACAACGUCCUGAAGACCCACAGUAACAGAAUCCGGUACCGAUACUACACGGACUCUGUCCAGAAUCAGCAAAUGAAAAAAUACAUUCACCCGGACAUUCCUCCGUUAGUUGAAUUGGAGAAAAACGUCGCGUUGGCGAUCAUUAACGCUUUCCACAGUUUAAAUGGAGUGAGACCAGUAACACCCGGGCUGAUAGAGGUCGCCGGAAUUCAUGUUGCGGAGCAUUAUGAGGACCUGCCCCAGGAUUUGGAGAAAUGGAUGAAUGAAAGCACCAGCGGGGUCAUUUAUUUCACUCUUGGUUCUAUGGUGAACAUUGAAACCUUUCCGGAAAGCACGAUGCGUGACUUUUAUUCAAUAUUCAGAAAGCUACAUCCGAUCAGAGUGCUCAUGAAAAUCGGCAACAAAGAAAAGAUACUCCCUGGGUUGCCGGAUAAUGUCAGGAUUUCGUCGUGGAUUCCUCAAGUUGCUGUUUUGGCUCACAAAAACACCAAAGUGUUCAUAACCCACGGUGGAUUGAUGAGUUCACUAGAAGCUUUGACUUACGGAGUACCGAUGAUCGGCAUUCCGCUUUUUGGGGACCAGUUUGCUAACAUGGAGUUUUAUAUGAAGCACAAUAUGGCUCUAAUGUUGGAUAUUAAAAAUCUUACCAAGACGGCUAUUGAUUCUGCACUGGAUCAGAUACUUAAUAAUCGGAAAUUCAGAGAAGCUGCCAAGUUUGAAUCAGCGCGAUUUCUAGACCGUCCCAUGACUGCAAUAGACACUGCGAUUUAUUGGAUUGAAUACGCAAAAAGAAAUGGCCCCAGAGCCCUUAGAUCUCCGAUGGUGGACAUGCCAUGGUGGCAAGUCGCUUCUUUGGAUGUCUAUGGCCUAAUCCUUUUAAUUCUUAUCAUCUUUACUGCGAUUUUUACUUUAAUUAUUUAUUAUCUAAUUCAUUAUUUAUUAGUUUCUUUUUCUAAUUCUAAGUCUGCAGGUGUAAAAAAACAGAAACAGCACAAACAAUGACAAUAUAUUUUUCAAUUAAGGAGAUCCAAAUACCCUCCUAGUGUAAA